UUUUCGUUUCUUAAUUAUUUAUUUCUUAUUCAUUAUAUCAUAUUAUAAAGAUCCGUGAAAGAGAAAACUAUUUGAAGUGAUUACAAUUCAUGGAUUGUGCUAUUUUGGUAUAAUGGUAUGGUAUCAUGGAGAAAGUACGAUGGUACAUUUGAAAAUGUGUCGAUGCGAUGCUACUCACGUAUCAACCAGGCUGCUUCCGCGAUAUAUAACCCCCCACAGACUUACUCAAUGUCAGAAUAGCUAUUGAUUUUCGUCGACGAUAAUACUGUCAGUGAUUUUUUUAACGACAAAGUUUUUGGAGAGAAUCCAAGUUCCUAAAAACUUACAACAUGCUGAAAUAUACAGCACUUUAUUGCAUGAUGUUUCUUUCUGUGUUUGGUGAACCACCUAUUCAAGGUGUAAGACCAACUAAUGUAUUGGGCAGUUCAGAUCAACACGCAUCUUUUAGUUUUGUUAGACCAGGAUUAACACAAACAGCUUUUGCAUUUAAUGGUCCUAGCUCUCACCAGUCAUUUAGCUCCAGUAUUGGAAAUCCUUAUUUGGCACAAAGAGUUUUGCCAAAUGUUGCUAAUGCACUUACCUAUAGAAAUCCUGGCUUAGGUGCAUUUCCAGUUGGUCCUAUUGCACAUGGUUAUACAACUGCACCAGUUGCACCUACAUUUGGAUCAUUUGCAUCAGCGCCAAUUCCGUAUCAAGGAUCUGUAGAUCCUGCUGCAGCUUAUUAUCAACAGUUACAACAAAUUCAACAACCUCAGUACAAUGGUUAUUCUGCAGCCACUGCAUAUCAAGCACAAUUGGCACAACUUCUUGCAAUAAGACAAGCUCAGGCUCAGGCCCAGGCUCAAGCACAAGCUCAAGCACAAGAACACUUGCAUGCCACGCAAGCACAACAGGUAUCAGAACAGGCUGAAUUACAACACGAGGAACAGCAACAGCAACAACAAUCUCAAAAUUUGUUAGGAAUUGCCUACUCAUCUGCACCUGCAGUAGCACGAGUUAAAGUAUCUGGAAAUGGUUAUAAAUUUGAUUUUUAAACAAUACAAAUGUACAUACUAUUUUAACUUUACUUUAUAUAUCUUCACGUUAUAUUUAUUUAUUUACAUUGAUUUAACGCGAAUAUACAUAUUUUUGUAUUCGAUGG
This is a messenger RNA of Osmia bicornis bicornis, 1141 nucleotides long. RefSeq names its product general transcriptional corepressor CYC8. The record is from RefSeq and is a predicted model, not a curated record. The coding region runs from base 330 to 1034 and encodes 234 amino acids. Lineage: Eukaryota; Metazoa; Arthropoda; Insecta; Hymenoptera; Megachilidae. The transcript has 4 exons.